This is a messenger RNA of Oncorhynchus masou masou (cherry salmon), 4354 nucleotides long. RefSeq lists its product as uncharacterized. The transcript has 14 exons. Lineage: Eukaryota; Metazoa; Chordata; Actinopteri; Salmoniformes; Salmonidae. The record is from RefSeq and is a predicted model, not a curated record. The coding region runs from base 902 to 2632 and encodes 576 amino acids.
GAUCAGUAUCUUUAGCUGAUUUGAGUCACGACUGUCAAUGAACAGCACGCAGCCAAAUAUUUCACAGUAAUUUCAAAUACAAUCACGGGAAAACACAGGUUGGAAAGCAAAUGGCUGCUGCUGAAAAGAGAAGACUAAUCUGUCUGUCGGUCAAAAUAUUUGAUCAACUUCCAAAUGGGUCUAUGGAGCGAAUAGCACUGUUACAAAGUACUCAUCAUUGGAUUUACAAAUGAAGCACUGCCGACCGGACGGCAGCAUUUUGAAGGAUGUGGGUGUUGUCGCUGAAGCCCUGGAGUGCUUUCCUUGUGUGUACAUUUCCUGGAGUUGUGGCUGUUCACUGCAGAUUGUUCUGCUGGCCUGAUAGACACCUUGUGCCAGUUACUCAUGUUCCUGACAGAGCUUCCCAUACCAGGAGAAGACGUUUAAUGUGAGAACAAUCUUUAUCAGUGAUCUGCACACCUGUUGCCAGUGUUACCCCAUAGGCCAGCAGAUGGCAAUAUUGAGUCGUUUCCUCUCACCAUCUAAAGUGAAUGUAUGCAGCCGGCAAUACACUUGUAUCCACAGCCGCGGGAAGUAGAGGUGCUAAGAUGUAUAAUAACAGCGGUCUGAUUAAAUCGAGUUAAGGAAGAACAUGAGUGGCUCUUAAAGUGUUUUGAUGUUUUCAAAAAAAUGUGGCAAUGAUCCCUUUUUCCACUUUCACCAACUGCCACUGGAAAAGCAGGUCCCAGCCAAACAAUGACUCAUACCACAUAUUAAUGAUUGAGAUGGGGUCAUAAUAUGUAUAUUUUGGGAUGGCAAGGUAAUUGGAUAUUGUAGUCAGGGGUGGUGCUUGUAGGUGGGGCUGAAUUGGACUACUUAUCUCAGUGCAUCUUAAGCUUCCAUCUAUGAAUGAGAUUGCUUUAUGGAAAGAAACACCAUGACCACUCCACUACUGAUGUCUGUUCUUCUGACUCUACCCUGCUACAGCGCACAUGGGCAGAUCAAUCCUUUUGGAAUUCCAGUCUCCGUCCAUGCUGGGAAGUUCUACGUCACGUCUCCCAGAGAUCACAUCUGCGGCGGGGUUACUCAUAGAGGUCUAGAUUUCACCUGCUGUGAAGGAGUACGUCAUAAAGGGGCGGGACUGUCCUGCUGUGGAAACAGGGUCUUUAACCUCACCCAGGCUUCCUGUUGUAAAGGUCAACUGACACUGAAUGUGAGCCAGCUGGUGUCAGAUUGCUGUGGGUGUAGGCCCUACGACCCACUCAACCAGCUGUGUUGUGACUCACAGAUCCUAACCAGGACCCAACCUCAUGCCAAGUGUUGUGGAAAAGAGCUUUACGAUGAAGACCACCAGCUUUGCUGUGGAAAUGUUUUGAAAGGAAGGAAGGUCCUGGCCAAAAUGUCCAGUCAGCACCGAUGCUGUGGAGACCACCAGUUUGACCAGCAAAGCCACUGCUGCUGCUCUGAAACACUAUUCCCAGAGCCUCUCAAUGCAAGCUGCUGUGCAUCAUCAAGUUCUAAUUACAGGGUAAUUGACGCGAGUUCUCCAAACUGUAUGCCAGGUGAGAGGCCCAAGGGUUGCUGUGUGAACCAUACAUCUCGCCAGGGGCAUCCUCACUCCCACCUCAAGACCUCUGCGGGAACACGCAGCCACACCCCAGGUCUCCACGAUAAUGCUGGCUGUGGCUCUCAGGUUUACAAUCCAGACAACAAGAUCUGCUGUGCCGGGAAGCUGUCCAAUAGGGUGCUCGGAAAAAACCUGUGCUGCGGUAAAACUCCCUAUGCUGUAGAGGACCGAGGGGUGCUGUGCUGUAACCAGAUGUUGCACCUUGGGGUGGAGGCUGGGCACCAGUGCUCCCCAGGUGGCCACUUGUAUCUGCCAUCCCGUGAAAUUGUGUGUGAGUCACGCAUUCAUCUCAACGAUCUAGGCAAACACUGCUGUGGAGAAGAGACCUACUACCCUCAGGAUGAAAUCUGCUGCAGCGGACACAAACACCGCAGGUUGGGGAACAUGUCCUGCUGCGGACGGAAGGCCUACGACCCCAGCAGUGGCCAGAUGAAGUGCUGUGCAGAUACUCUGUACAACCAGCAGGUUCGGGACAAGCUCUCAGAGGAUGCCCAGUGCUGUGGGAAUAUCCUGAUGGAGGCCGGCUCCACCUGCUGCUCCGCCCCAGGACUAGACCUGCUCUACCCUACCCAGCCAGGGUUCACCUGCUGUGGGCACCGCUACCCCAACUCCUCCCUGUGGUCUUGCUGUGCGGGCGUCCUGCACCCAAGGACUGAACGAAACACCACCAGCAUGAACAUGAUUCCAGGACUUAGGAUUCUACCACUGGGGGACCUGAGGACGGAAAAGUUGUGUGACAACAAAGUUCUGCUUGGGACAGUGGAGAGUGUGUCUGUGAAGAAGAAUACGCGAUCCAUUGUGAUGGUGAACGUCAUGUCCAUGCAGGCCUGGCGUGGCCAUGUCAACGCUCUGCCUUCCCCUCACUACCUCACAUUACCCGACCACUGCAGCUCUCCUGAAUUGGUGCCAGGCAACACUUACCUCUGGGUGAAAACAAGACAUUUCUCAGACACCAUAAACGUAAUCUCUGAUCUCAGCGACCAUCCCUCCCCUCUCCAUUCCAUCCUGUCCAGGUGCUCAAAGUGAUACAUUUAACCAUGUUGAGGGUAUUGUGUUUAUAAACAAUGGCACAAAAAAAGCAGUAACAUUUUACUUGACACCCAGUGACAGUCAUGUCCAUUUCAUAAUAUGUCAUAACAGCUGACAACCUGUCAUAACGUUUAUGAUAUGGUCAUAACACUGUCAUGACAAAUAUUUAAACUUGUGACGUAUAUUGAGUUAUUUUAUCGCUGGUUAUGACACCUACAUAAGAGUAAAAAAACACAACCUACUACGGUAGUUAUUUUAUGGCUGGCUAUGGCACCUACAUAAGAGUGUCAACCUACCACACAAGACAAAACAUUCCAUUACACCAUAGCCUACAUGUCAACAGUAUGUUUAUGCUAAUAUAUAUAUAUACACACACACACGCGCGCAUGUAUAUGCACACACUGUAUAUAUUUUUUUAAUUGACCAUAUUAAAUUAUCAUUGUGAUUAUGCACACAUUGAUGCCACACAUGCCCAUACCCCAAUGCUCUGUUGCUGAUGACUGGGAUAAAUGUAGGGGCAGAUUUCAAGAGCAGGACAAGGCGCCCUCUUUUUUUUUUGACUGAUAUAUAUAUAUAUAUAUAUGGGCAUGUAAAGCGUAUCCGGCUUAUAUAAUUAUGAUGGUCAUAAUGCUUCUUGACAUGGUCAUUAAAGUGAACAUUUCUUAGUCCAAGUAAAGUGACAGGAUGGCCAUCAAGCAUGAGUGUCCUAAAAAAACGUGACUGUAAAGAAUUCACAGCAACAACAAAGGGUGUAAGAAACCGACUUUCAAACCAAAGGAAAUUGCACUCUUAUUUAGGUGUCAUUGUCAGCCAUAGAAUAACGCUCUCUACAGUAUGCCACAACAGGUAUAAACGUAUGGGUCAUGACAGUGUUAUUACCAUAUGACACUGGGUGGCAAGUGAAGUUUGAGCAAAAAGCUUCUAUUUUUGCUUCUGAUGGGGUAGGACAUUUGAACUAAGCAAAUGAGGCAUGCGUUAUAUUCUUCAAGAAACAAUUUGUAUGUCAUUCAUUUAAAAGUCCAAAAAUGUAUGUACAGUAGCUAUCACAGAUGGCCUCUUUUAUGUUAUCAAUAGAUGUUUAAGUUAUUUUUUGAUUUGCUUACAAAAAUUGACCACAGUUUAUGGUCUCAAGGAGUCAUAUCUCAGGAUAAGCCAUAUUUUAUGAUUGUCUGGGUGGUGUUUUCCUUUAAUGCUAAUGCAAUUGUAUUGUCUUCGAUUCCCUCCUUCAAUUCCAUACUGAAGCUAUUUCUUAAUUGAAAAUUAAUUUGUUCUACGUGACACUAACAGCGUAAGAGUAAACCUGUCUGUGAAGUGAUUUGUGGUGGGGGUGGGGGGUGCAGCAGGUCGUUACAUGCUCGCCCACUCCUACAAGUUGCCUCUGAGACUCGUUCCACCAAUGCAAUAACAUCCCAGGGCACUGGGUCAAUGAGCAGAGUAUGUUAAUGAAUAAAGUAUUGUGAAACUAUGUAGAAAUGAGACGGAAUGCUUAUUAUGUAGUUGACAACCGCCUGGUUCAUCACAACUGACUGAAUCUGAGGUGACCUCAGACAGAAGAGACGUUGCCUGAAGCUGGAAUUUGGGUCGCCAUGAGCCAUGCUUUUCCUCAGGGUACACCUUUACACAAUGAGGUUGAAGCCCGUGGGGCCGGAGUUGAAGACCCAUCAAAGUUAUUCCACCACAGCACAAGAUCGGUAAGUGUCACAAUUUAAAUUUUACAUU